This is a messenger RNA of Coregonus sp. 'balchen', 4327 nucleotides long. NCBI's taxonomy places the organism in Eukaryota, Metazoa, Chordata, Actinopteri, Salmoniformes, Salmonidae. The record is from the annotation of a GenBank genome assembly.
AUGCAGCUCGAGAAUUGCAUCUUGCCAGCUAGUGUGCUCUCCAAGAAAUGUCUGAAUGUGGGCAGUGGCUAUCCAAGCUCCGAUGGAUCUGAGCUUGCCUUGCAGGACCAUACAAUUAUAUCUGCUAGUGACAACCUGGAGAGAAGUUCACCUCUGAAAAAAAAAUCCAUGGGGAUGACGAAUCAGUCAGAGGCAGACAAUUUUUCCGAUUCCAAGGACGCAUCAGGGGACGUCCAGAGAGGAAAACUCUCUCCUGAUCUCCACGGAGUCUCUGAAAUUCGUCAUCAUUUCGAUGGAUCUUCAGGAGAAAGGUAUAUCCUUUCUCAGUCUAGCCAACCACAGUCAGUCUCAGCAACUCCAAGUGCCAUGUUCCCCUAUCCGAGUCAACAUGGACCAGCUCACCCGGCUUUUUCUAUUGGGAGUCCGAGUCGUUAUAUGGCCCACCAUCCAGUCAUCACUAAUGGAGCGUAUAACAGUCUUCUGACCAACAGUUCUCCGCAAGGCUACCCAACCGCGGGUUACCCAUACGCGCAACAGUAUGGACACACUUAUCAAGGAGCGGCGUUCUACCAGUUUUCCUCCGCGCAAGCUGGGCUGGUGCCUGGGAAAGCGCAGGUAUAUCUGUGCAACAGGGCCCUGUGGCUGAAGUUUCAUAGACAUCAAACAGAGAUGAUAAUCACUAAACAAGGACGGUAGGUAUCCCUCUCCAGUUACAUUCACUUCACCACAAGUUUGGAGGCAAAGAUUGUGAAAAUAGCCUAAUACGCAUGAUUUCGUUUUUUUGGGGGGGAUAUGGAAGGUCAUUGCAAUUGUAAUUCGUUCAAUAUAUUGCCUAUAUUCUCAAUAUAAUUGAACAUGUUCAACUGACUAUAUUUUUCUUGGAUUGUUUCACAAAUACUUUCACAAUUUGAUAGAUCACCAAAAGUGUUGGUCUGCUAUGCAUGACACAUCGCCUGAUAUUACCACAUCAGCGCACAACAUUUUUAUUUGUUAUUAUUACAGACGGAUGUUCCCCUUUUUGAGUUUCAACAUUUCUGGUCUCGACCCGACGGCGCACUACAAUAUAUUUGUGGAUGUUAUUCUUGCUGAUCCAAAUCACUGGCGAUUCCAAGGUGGCAAGUGGGUACCAUGUGGCAAAGCGGAUACAAAUGUGACAGGUACGUUCCUGCCUACAUCUCUGUGAAAUAUACAGUGAGGAUAAUGGUUGAUAAUUAAGAUAAGAAUAUAGCCUUUUUUUUUUUUUUUUUUACGUAGGCCUUGAUUCUGCAAUGCCAAGCUAACACGCAACAUUGACCUAAUACAAUCAAACAAAUAUAUAAUAUAAUAUAAUUGAAAAUCUAUAUUUGUAUGAUAUUUUCUAAUAGCAGUGCAUUUCAAUGUAUUUAAUGUCUUUAUUUUCCACAGGAAACAGGGUGUAUAUGCACCCUGACUCUCCAAACACCGGGGCGCACUGGAUGCGCCAAGAAAUCUCCUUUGGAAAGCUGAAGUUAACGAACAACAAAGGAGGUUCAAACAACCCGGGACAGGUCAGCUACGACCUUUUAAUUUUAGAUACAGGCUAUAAAACAAAACGUUAACUAGUAUGACCAGAAACGUUCAAAGACCAUCAAUUAACUAUUGAGUAAGGAGAGUUUGUUGUGCUCACACCUGCAUUUACACAAUAGUUAGCUUAUUAUGUUUCCCCCAAUAAUUCAUCAUAAUCUAAAGUCUAAAUAACAAUUUUUAUAAAAUGGUCUUCAGUGUUGGUCCUUUAGCCUACAUCAAGAAAAUACCAUGGCUUAUUGGCUCCAAUUUUAAGUUCGAAAUUGACCGUGGUCAUUUAUGGAAUCUCUUCCUUACUUGUACCUCCAGAUGGUGGUUCUACAAUCCCUUCACAAGUACCAGCCCAGGCUCCAUGUAGUGGAAGUCAACGAAGAUGGAACCGAGGACUCCAGCCAACCUGGAAGAGUACAGACGUUCACCUUCCCAGAAACACAGUUCAUCGCAGUCACAGCUUACCAGAAUACCGAUGUAAGAAAAUCUUAUUGAAAAAUCUUAUUGAAAAUCUUAUUGAAAAUCGUAUUGACGAUCAUUCCAUUCGUUAAGUAUUAUAGUAUUGUUGCCUAUAUCAAAAAGCCACAUUUCGUUUGGUAUAUUAGGAUUUGGAACGGUAGAAAACAACAAGCACCUGUUAUUCCUUAAAAUCCGCCUCCUUUUUUCUGUGCAGAUUACGCAGCUAAAAAUCGACCACAAUCCAUUUGCUAAAGGAUUUCGGGACAACUAUGACACGUAAGACUAUUUGUCAUUUACUAUUUGUGCUUUUAUUCUUUGUGUUUAAUCCCGUUUGUUUUGCUUGGUUCUGCCUCUCCCCGAUUAUAAAUUAAAUUAAAUGAUAUAGGUCAAUUAAUUGGACAGAACCCAUUUGAUGCAAUUCAAAUGAUAGUUCCUUUUUAUGUAAAUGAAGUGUAGCCUAAUCAUACAUCAUUCUUUUUUGCUCAUGCUACAUUUUAAUUUAAAGACAUUUCAAUCGCAGGAAAACUUUUAACCAACAUUUCUAAUACAGCAAGUUUUUGGUUAUAUUGUGAGAAUGUUAGGCUUUUCGUUAGGCUAUUGUAAAUGAACAAAAUAGGCUAUUAAUGAGAAGCCAUAUAUAUAUAUAUAUAUAUAUAUAUAUAUAUAUAUAUAUAUAUAUAGCCAUAUAUGAUAUAGGCCUAUCAAGUUCUUGGAACGUGCGUUCAUUGGGAGCGAGGAUUGGUAUAUAGCCUAUGUUGUGUCCACGUUGGCUCUUCAAUAUCAAUCAUCUUAAAAUGUGAUCAGCAUCGAUAACUAAUUAGCCUAUCAAGGUUCACGUUUUCGUUUAAUUUUAAUGCGGACACAUUAAUACGCAUAGGCCUAAUUAUAAUUUGCAGUAGGCCUCAAGCAGUCCACCAUAAUAACCACAUUAUGGUUACUUUUUUUAUCAGGCCACUUGGUUAGAUGAUAAUCUUUAUUUGAUGAUGUCCCCAAAAAAACUUUGGUCGGCCUAGGCCUAGUUCCUUCUGCAUUUUUAUCAAAUUAGUAUUUGUGAAAGUUUGUUCCAUUCUUUCACAUUGGCAGUGACGGAUAUUUCUCAUGAUUCAUAGUUUGUUUGUAUGUUUCUCCCUCAUCUUUUCAGUGUCUACACAGGUUGCGACAUUGACCGGUUAACGCCAUCACCGGGUGACUCGCCUCGCUCUCAGAUCAUGCCUGGUGCGAGAUAUGCCAUGGCUGGUUCUUUCCUACAGGACCAAUUUGUCAGCAGUUAUGCCAAAUCUCGCUUUCACCCUGGCGUAGGGACUGGUCCUGGCACGGACCGCAGCGUCCCACUUAGUAACAGCUUGCUAUCCCCGCAGCAAACCGAAGAGCCCACAGUUGCAUCCCCGCAGCGAUGGUUUGUCACCCCUGCCAAUAACCGACUGGACUUUGCCGCCUCGGCAUACGAUGCCGCCGCGGCUGCUGAUUUUGCCGGUAACGCGGCCACCCUGCUGUCAUAUGCAGCGGCUGGAGUAAAGGCACUUCCCCUGCCCACUGCAGGGUGCUCAAGCAGACCUCUAGGUUACUAUACCGACCCAUCCGGCUGGGGGACACGCACACCACCCCAGUACUGCAGUAAGUCUAGCCCUGUUCUCUCUUGCUGGCCCACAAAUUCUGUUGGUGGCAGAACAGGCACCUCCAACUACCUGGUUGAUGACGCCGACACCAUCCCAACAGAAAGGUCACCCAUCGGAGGGUCUGAGGAGGCAAAACCAAAAGACUUAUCCGAAUCCAGCUGGAUAGAGACGCCGUCUUCAAUCAAGUCGAUUGAUUCAAGUGAUUCUGGCAUCUUUGAGCAAGCCAAACGGAGAAGAAUUUCACCGUCUGCCACACCGGUUUCGGAAACCCCGUUGAAAUCUGAGAUGUUGGCUCCAAGAGAGUGUGAGAAAAAUUGCGCCAAGGACAUUGGUUACUAUAGUUUUUAUCCACACAGUUAAACAACCACAAAUCUAGAAAAAACGCAUGACCCAUGUGUUCUUUUUAGAUCCAUCUAUCUUUAGCCUUUAUCCAACUGAUAAUAUCCUACGGAUAGGCCUAUCAGUUGCAAUGCACACCCUGUCUUGGACCAACAAUGACGAACGAUUUAAGAUGUUGGCUUGUAGCGCAUAGGCCUUCUUGGGAAAUUUAGGCGAGAUUCUUCCAUUUAACAGUAUUCGUUUGCUAUCUGAUAGGCCUUAAAUACAGUAGGCUAUUUAUUUAAUUUAAACGAUUUUUCAUCAACAGCAAUUGUCUAUUGUAAUUAUGAAAAUAAUGUAAAUAAUAUUUAACCCUUUAGUGAUACUGUGAAAUUAAUGUA